Geodia barretti is the source of this 480-nucleotide messenger RNA. The record is from the annotation of a GenBank genome assembly. NCBI's taxonomy places the organism in Eukaryota, Metazoa, Porifera, Demospongiae, Tetractinellida, Geodiidae.
AUGCCCAAUCAAUUUGAAAAUCCUGUGAACCCUGAAAUUCACCGGCAAACAACAGCGCGUGAGAUUCUGGACGACAUUGAUCGUGAGAUUGAUUUUUUUGUCGCCGGUGUCGGGACGGGAGGAACCCUAACAGGUGUCGGAGAAGUCCUCAAGAUCCAUCGAUCAAAGACUCAGGUGGUUGCAGUAGAACCGAGCAUUUCGCCAGUUUUGUCCGGUGGUCAGCCGGGACCAACCCGUAUUGAUGGCAUUGGAGCAGGCAGAAUUCCAGCGGUGUUAAACGUUAAUGUCAUCGAUCAGGUGAUGACUGUCUCUGACGGAGAGGCUUAUCAGAUGAUGCGGCGGAUUUCAAAAGCCGAAGGGUUGCUCGUUGGGAUGUCGUCAGGGGCAAAUGUCCAUGCCGCAUUAGAAGUGGCGCGGGGGCUUGGGGUGGAUAAAACUGUUGUCACAAUUUUGCCGGAUACGGGGAGACCGUUAUUUUAG